Messenger RNA from Penicillium taxi, 1839 nucleotides. RefSeq lists its product as uncharacterized. Gene Ontology annotation, biological process: poly(A)+ mRNA export from nucleus; post-transcriptional tethering of RNA polymerase II gene DNA at nuclear periphery; transcription elongation by RNA polymerase II. The record is from RefSeq and is a predicted model, not a curated record. Gene Ontology annotation, molecular function: RNA binding; double-stranded DNA binding. Gene Ontology annotation, cellular component: transcription export complex 2. Bases 1 to 1839 code for a protein of 612 amino acids. Lineage: Eukaryota; Fungi; Ascomycota; Eurotiomycetes; Eurotiales; Aspergillaceae. The transcript has 3 exons.
AUGGCGACUCAAACCCCAGUCUUAGAUGAAUUCAUUGCCGGUGUCGCUGCGAUUAUUCGGAGCCGAGAUGGCACCAAGCUACAGGACUUUCUCCAAAUUGAACCCCCUCUCUCAGAAAUUUACAAUCGAAUGAUCCUGGAACUGCGCCAACAAUACCCACCCGGGCCUCAGAGCGACAAUGACUUACUGAAGCGAUGCGAAGCCCUUAUUCCACACCCCAAGAAUGCUUCCCCAUGGCUGUCUUUUCAGACUUUCAUGAAACUCUACUUCACGUUCUUGCGCGAUGUCAAUGUGGAAAACUUGCUCGAGACAUACAACCUGCUGAAAGUGUUGGUGAAUCAAUGUGUAUUGUCUCUUGGAGAUAGCCAGAUGGGAGUCAUCGUUUUACCCACCGUCCUUCACCUUUCAAAGGUACUCGCAAAAUUGGCAAUGGGACUCGACCGGCGGCCCGAGUUGAUCGCGCACCUUCUACAUAUGGGGAGUGCUAUAGAUCAGGAAAACGUGGAAAAAGUCACAUUGGUAGAGCAGUCAGCCAAUGUGGUACGUGAGGCCUUCAUUAAGUGCUUGACGGAUCGCAGCGGCUCUGUGGGUAUUCAUGGGAAGCCAGAGGGCAAACGGAUUGGAAUUUACCUUUUAGCAAACUUGUGUUUGAAGUUACUUUUCCAGUGUGGGAAACUGCGCAACGCUGAGCAAAUGUUCGCCAGUAUCAGUGCCCAGUCCCCUCCCCUGGUUCACUUCCCUGCUUCGCAACGAGUCACCUACCUCUACUACCUUGGACGCUAUCUUUUCUCCAACAACCUCUUUUAUCCUGCCGCUAUUGCCCUGCAGGCGGCCUACAACCAAUGCCAUGGUCUGGCACUGAAUCAACGACGUCUGAUCCUCUCAUACCUCAUCCCGUGCAAUAUCGUGAUGGGAAGAUUUCCAUCCCAGGCAUUACUCCAGCGACCAGAAGCUCAAGGACUGUCGGUGCAUUUUGAGCCGGUAUGCCGCUUGAUCAUCCGCGGAGAUUACCUUGCAUUUCGAGAACACCUCUCUCUGAGCUCUCCGGCUGCACAGUGGUUUUCACGGAAGGGGAUUCUGUUGACUCUACGUAACCGAUGUGAAAUUUUGGUGUGGCGCGCCUUUUGUCGCAAGGUUUUCGUUCUUGGUGGUUUCAAUAUCGACCCGCAGGCGCAGGCGCAGCGUGGUCCUCCGCCUUUCAUUUAUCUCCAACAACUUGUUGCAGCCACCCAAUGGCUCAAAGUACGACACAAUAUAUCGAACACAAAUGACACGUCGCUUCUAUCUCCAUCCUACGGCGCGCAGACUAUUUACCAGCCCUCAGACCCUGACUAUACUGGGACGAUAGAAAGUGACGGUCAGUCUCGUGAGGACGUUGAGGGUAGCAUAAUGCAAACCUACGGAGAUUUUCUCGCUCCAGAUGGCACUUUCAACGCAGUUGGACAGUGGCAGAAAAACAUGUCCGGACAUCUGGUUGAAUCCAACCCCAGACCAGAUUAUGAAGGAUGUGAAUUCAAUCCAUAUGCCCAUAGCUUGGGGGAGUCAGAACUCCUCAUGUCUGAAAUUGAAUCCAUUCUCGCCUCUUUGCUUACCCAGGGGCUGAUCUGGGGCUAUCUAACUCAUAGAAAUGCUCGGUUCGCCAUACCCGGUGCUCGGUCGCGGGGUGCACUGCCCACCGGAUUCCCCAAUGUUUGGAUGACGAUAUCGGCUAGAGAAAAAGAGAAUGAGAGUGUUCCUGGAUGGGUUCAACCUCCUCCACCGAGUAUUAUGGGUGCGGCUUUCGGCGGAGGAGGCCGUGUGGUCAAUCUGCAAGGGGCACGCGCAGUCGGAGUGCAAUAA